AAUCAAUGUUUAUAAUCACGUAAUUAGAGCCGGAUUAUCAAUCAAAUUAAUCUUUUCAAGUUAAUUACAAAUUAAUGAACGAAGUGUUAGUUUUUCUCGAUACAUUCGCGUGUGGUUCAUACAGUGCACAUCUCACUUUAGAUAUCAUUUCCAUAAUCCUUUGAGUGCAGUUAAAAUGAUAAACAGUGGACGUUAUUUAUUAUUUUAUUGUCAUAAAUAUGUGACAGCUAAUCGCUGUGAACAAGACUUGUGAUAUUAGUGCCGCUGAAACAAUAAUAUGGAGUUGUUUUGAUAUUUUUCUCUCGUGAUAAUUAUUUGAAAGUGAUAUUAGGAAUAGUAUUAAAUGUUGUAGUUUUAAAGUGAGAAAAUGGCUUCGAGGAGUAGAGUUUCUCCGUUUAUUAAACAAUGCUUUGUGACAGCGGCGGUGGGCAGCAACAUCAUCGGGCAUGGAUGUGCCAUUGGGUUCCCCGCCAUCCUGCUGCCACAACUCCUGGCCCCUGACUCGGAGAUACCGCUCUCGAAGACUGCAGCAUCAUGGCUAACAUCAGUAUUAGGCGUCACGCAGCUGAUUGGCAGCUUUAUCACGCCGUCCAUCAUGGACCGUUUCGGCAGAAGAAUCGCCCACCUGGCCGUCACCAUGCCUGUGCUCAUUGGGUGGUUUACCACUAUGAUGGCUACCAGCUUUGAGCCAUUGUUGGUUGGAAGGAUACUCCAAGGCCUUUCCAUUGGCAUGCUUUCUCCACUACGUUCAGUCCUCAUCGGAGAAUACGCCAGCCCCAAGAACAGAGGAGCUUUCCUCACAACGGUCUCCCUGACUCAAGCCUUCGGUAUCAUGUUCGUGCACAUUUUGGGCUCUUUCAUCAGCUGGCAGCAGACCGCGCUGGUCUGCGUAUUCUUCUCAUUCUUCAGCUUAGUCAUGACCAUCUACUGCCCAGAGUCCCCGAGCUGGCUCGUCACGAAAGGAAAGUACGAGGAGUGUCGGGAUGUCUUCCGAUGGCUUAGGGGUGAUGACGAAGAGGAGGAACUAGAGGAAAUGAUUCACGCCAGACAGGUAUUUGAGAAAGCAAGAGCGACGCAGAAAAUUGGCAGAAAACCAAAUCACAUGAAGUCAGCUAUCACAACGAUAAAGAAGAAAGAGUUCCACAAACCUAUCAUACUAAUGAUGCACGCAUUCGUCAUGGUGCAGUUCGCUGGAGGCACCACCAUGGCGGCUUACUCGACCACUAUUAUAACCCUGAUCAUGGGUCCCGGUGUCAACGCACAUUUCUGGAUGAUAUUCCUGGACACGCAGAGGUUUAUAUCCAACACUAUAGCUGUCUUCGUAAUCAACAAAGUAAAGAGAAGAACCAUGAUGUUCCUGACCGGAGGGCUGUGUGUUGUAAGUCAGCUGGCCAUAGCCUCCUACACGUAUCUCAGGAAGGAAGGCUUGCUGACUUACGACGCCGUCUGGAUCCCGGCUCUGCUCAUCAACGUGCAGUUCUUUACAGUCGCCACCGGCAUGCUGCCGCUGCCAAACGUGAUAAGUGGAGAAGUGUUCCCUCUAGAAUAUAGAAGUAUAGGAGGAAGCAUCAGCUUGGCCACCAUGUCGGCUUCCUUCUUCGUAGUCCUUAAAACUUUCUUAGGUUUAGUCGAGAGUGUGGGUAUAUACGGUACGUACACGAUAUACGCGGCUCUUCUCACGUACUGUUUGCUGGUGAUCUCAAUUUUACUGCCAGAGACUAAAGGGAAGACCUUGCAGCAGAUCGAGGAUGAGUUCCGGGGCAGGCCGCUGGCGCCGAGGGAGAUAGAAGAGAAAAUGGUGUUCCAGUCCUGUCCCGUUCUUACUUAUAAGCGGAACAUGUCUUCGCGAAGGCUCAGUACUCCAUUGCUGCAUUAGAUUGAAGCCUGAACUGUUUCUAGUUAAAAUAAGUGGAUAUUAUUCGAAUAAGUUGUGUAAGUUGUAAGUAUACAAUAUUUGUAAAUCCUAUUACUUUGAGAUUGAUAUUAUAUGGCGAGUGAAUUAUUAA
Trichoplusia ni (cabbage looper) is the source of this 2006-nucleotide messenger RNA. Its product is annotated as facilitated trehalose transporter Tret1-like. Gene Ontology annotation, biological process: transmembrane transport. The transcript is spliced from 4 exons. Gene Ontology annotation, cellular component: membrane. The record is from RefSeq and is a predicted model, not a curated record. Gene Ontology annotation, molecular function: transmembrane transporter activity. The coding region runs from base 368 to 1876 and encodes 502 amino acids. NCBI's taxonomy places the organism in Eukaryota, Metazoa, Arthropoda, Insecta, Lepidoptera, Noctuidae.